AUGUUUGAUAACACGCAGUACCCCUAUAACUGCUUUAAUUAUGACGGGGAUGAUUAUCCUACCUGUAGUUCUGACGAAGAGAAAAAAUUCACCAGACCAGCAUACAGCUACAUUGCCUUAAUUGCAAUGGCCAUCCAGCAAAGUCCUUCAAAUAAAGUCACCCUUUCUGGCAUUUAUGACUUUAUAAUGAAGAAAUUUCCUUACUACAGAUCAAAUCAAAGAGCCUGGCAGAACUCCAUCCGACAUAACUUAUCGCUUAACAGUUGUUUUGUAAAGGUUCCCAGGACAGAAGGGAAUGAGAAGGGGAAAGGAAACUAUUGGAGCUUUGCAACGGGAUGCGAAUCCAUGCUAGAUCUCUUUGAAAAUGGGAAUUACAGGCGAAGACGGAGGAGGAGGAAUGUGAAAAGGGAACAUAAGGAGCAGAGACCAAGCAGAGGGAAAAGUCCUUCAUCCCCCGAUAUGUCUUCUAUGGACUCUGCUUUAAACAACAUUUCCUCUUCCGAAAGUAAACACGAAAGAAUUGAAUCGGGACCAAGACUACUGGAGCCUCGUGGAUUUGCUCCAAACAGCAUGACCAACAGGCAGAACCUAAACAAUUCCUCCUUAGCAAAAUCGGAUUCUGAAAUUAAAUUCAGCAUCGAUUACAUUCUUUCAGCCCCCGACCCUUUGCCUGUCCUGAGAUCUCAAUACAACAUGCAAGAAAAUAAAUAUCAUCUACUGGAGGCCCAGCAAAUUAAUCUCCAGUUCUGGACAAUGUGA
This is a messenger RNA of Aptenodytes forsteri (emperor penguin), 759 nucleotides long. Its product is annotated as forkhead box protein L1. Lineage: Eukaryota; Metazoa; Chordata; Aves; Sphenisciformes; Spheniscidae. The record is from RefSeq and is a predicted model, not a curated record. Gene Ontology annotation, molecular function: RNA polymerase II cis-regulatory region sequence-specific DNA binding; DNA-binding transcription factor activity, RNA polymerase II-specific. The transcript is spliced from 3 exons. Bases 1 to 759 code for a protein of 252 amino acids. Gene Ontology annotation, biological process: cell differentiation; anatomical structure morphogenesis; regulation of transcription by RNA polymerase II.